AUGGCUGGUUCAUCAUCAGAUGAAGAAGAGAGAACGAUCCUUGAUUCUCAAAUGGCUUUCUCUAAUUCAUCUUCCCCAGCUCGCCUGACCCUUUGGCGUCAGUCCUUGCUCUUCAAUGGUAAUGGUUACACAGUCUAUGAUGAUUUGGGUGGUGGUUUAGUUUUCAGGGUUGAUAACUAUGCCUCCAACUGGAAGCAGGAGAUGUUCCUCAUGGAUUUCUCCGGCCAUGUCUUGUUCACCAUCUGCCGCCGCAGUAAUAGUAACAACAGUAAUAGUAUAUCACAGUUAAUUUGGAAGAAACUUAGUAUAUUGGAGAGUUGGGAAGCAUUCAAGGGUGACAAAGAGGAAGGAAUAAGAUAUGGUAGUGGUCUUCAGAAGCCCUUCAUGGUAGCAACAAAGGCCUUCAGCAACUCUUGUUGCAAUAUAACAGUAGCCACGGGAGAUAAGUACUUAAUUAAGUGGUCAUGUCGAGAGGGAUGGUCAAAGAUCUUCCCGGCGGCGGCAGCAGCAGCUACAUUACCAAUAGCCCAGAUUAGCAAGAAAUUUGGGACACCACCGGAAUCUUCUUCGCUAGGAAAAGAUGUCUUUACUCUGACUGUGCAGCAAGGGGUGGAUCAAGCUAUAAUAAUGACGAUGGUUAUGAUCAGUUAUGCUAUGAGAUGA
Macadamia integrifolia is the source of this 663-nucleotide messenger RNA. Its product is annotated as protein LURP-one-related 11-like. The transcript has 2 exons. NCBI's taxonomy places the organism in Eukaryota, Viridiplantae, Streptophyta, Magnoliopsida, Proteales, Proteaceae. Bases 1 to 663 code for a protein of 220 amino acids. The record is from RefSeq and is a predicted model, not a curated record.